UUUACCCAAAAGUAAAAUAUUUGUGCAAUGUAUAUCGCCAGAUUAAAUGAAUUCUAGAGAUCCAAAUAGAAGUCAUAUCAUGUGACUGCUACAGGAGGAGAAAUGCAGAGCUCCCUUGAGUCAGUCUAAUGCCAUAUCCCUUUACAUAUCACAUAUCUGUUUACCAAAUCACUUGAUAACAAGUUAUCAGUGAGACAGCUGGCACUCUGAAUGAGCUUGAUUUUCUCAGGGGAGCAAUAGUUCGUUGUCAAUGACCUCUUUGUGCCAACAAAAGCUUCAAAUGUUUUCCUCAAAUAGACAUGCUCUUUUUUUACUCUGUUUGUGGAUGUGAGCUCCGUGGCUUCAUGAAUCAAAAAUUAAAUUUAGACCUGUCAGUGUGUGACGCCACUGAAUUAAUGUGUGAUGAAGCUGCUGGUGUAUAACUGCGCUGUCAACGCUAAAGAUGCAUUCACAGGAGUUUCCCUGGAUUAGAGGACAAGACACAAACAGUAAGGUAAUGCUCACCUAUACAUGUAGAUUGACUCUUCAAGUGAUGGGAUUUGAGCAAACUAGAAAAAUCUGAAUAUUCUGAAGCAAAAAACAUGCAUUCAAGAGGAAAAGAGUUCCCAAUUUGUGCUUUACAAUGUAUGUGUCCAGUCAGUGAGAAGAUAUCUGCAUGGAGAGUGUACGCACUGAAAACAUACUAACUGGGGAGGAGGAUGAUACAGAGGACGACCAAGAAAGACAAGACGGAGAUAAAGUUGUAGUGUGUAAGAAAGCCUGGGAGCCCAGUGUGCUGUCCACUAUUGGGAAAGAGACUCACCAUUUCACUGGUCAUGAGAUUAAAAUCUGGGAAUCGCUCGACUCAUUUGGAUCCAUAAUCUGGCCAGCAGCACUGGCUCUUUGUCACUAUCUUGAAUCUAAUAAAGCAACGGUUGAUCUUCUCGAAAAGGCGGUGCUGGAGAUCGGAGCCGGCACUGGUCUUGUGUCCAUUGUGGCCAGUCUAUUGGGCGCCUGGGUGACGGCAACUGACCUGCCUGAAGUCCUUGGGAACCUGAGAUGCAACCUGUCGAGAAACACAAGGGGUCGCUGCAGAUACACACCUCAAGUGGCAGCGCUCUCAUGGGGUCAUGACCUUGAGAAGACCUUCUCUCAUUCAGUCUACAAAUAUGACUAUGUAAUGGCAGCUGAUGUGGUGUAUCAUCAUGACUUCCUUGCAGAAUUACUGGUCACCAUGCAGCACUUCUGCCAGCCAGGCACAACCCUCAUCUGGGCCAAUAAGAUCCGUUUUGAAUCCGAUCUGGUGUUUACAGAUAACUUCAAAAAAACCUUCAACACCAUCCUGCUGGAAGACAACGGAGAGGUGAAGAUUUAUUCUGCCACCAUGAAAGAAGAGAGUGGACUAUUGAUGUCAGAAGUAACCAAGGAGGUUGUGAUGCAAGAGAACAAGGUGGAAAUGGAGUCAAAGCAAAUGUCUGGUGAGAUGAGACAGGAAUCAGAGAUUAUUAAUCUAGAGAACAAUUGUGAGGAAACACAGAAGCAAAAGAUGAUGGAAAAUGGAACAUUCAUGGCAAGGAAAGUUCUGACAGAUCAAGCUUUUAUAGAGAUUCAAGAUCAUGGACAGCAGGAAAUGGAAAAGAAGCCACAAUUUAGGGAAGCCUUGGUAACAGGGCAAGGUUAUAUGCAAAAUCAGGUGGAAACACUGAAGUCAGAAGAUGGACAUCUGAACAACAAAGAAGAGGGGGAAGAGGAAGACAAUACAAACUGUGAAACUGAAACUGAGGAGAGUGAAGAUGCUGAGAGCUUCACUGAGAUGGAUUCAACAGAUGAAACAUUUACAGAACAGAAAUCUGAGGAAAGUAGCUCAGAGAAUGUUAAACAACAGGACUUCACGAGAUCGUGGGUACCCACUGUUUACUACAGCCUUGAGAAAGAGAUUCACUAUUUUCUAGGACAGAAAAUCACAAUUCAGGAGUCCAUCGACUCGUAUGGUGCUACCAUAUGGCCAGCGGCCCUUGCACUUUGUCGAUUCUUGGAAACACCACAGGGCCGACAACAGAUUAAUUUACUCGACAAAUCAGUACUUGAACUUGGAGCUGGAACCGGUUUACUUUCAGUUGUAGCCACACUGUUGGGUGCCAAACUAACAGCCACGGAUUUACCAGAAAUUCUGAGUAACCUGACAUGCAACCUCAACAGGAAUACAAGAGGGCGCCGGAGACACGAGCCGCUGGUGAAAGAACUAUACUGGGGUCACAUGCUAGAGGAGAACUUUCCCAAAUCUACACACCAUUAUGAUUAUGUGUUGGCAACAGAUGUUGUCUACCACCACAACUACUUGUCUGAGCUGUUAGUCACCAUGCGUUAUUUCUGCCAGCCAGGAACGACUCUCGUCUGGGCUAAUAAAAUCCGCUACGCCUCCGAUCUGGGCUUCAUUGAUGAUUUCCAAACAUCUUUUAAUUCCACGAUGAUCAUUGAUCUGGAUGAUGUGAGGAUUUAUGUAGCAACCAGCAACACAUCAGAGGUGGAGGAUGACCAAGAGACGAAUGAGGAAGAGGAGGACAAGGAAGAAAGCAAGAAGAAAGACUAAUGUGGUAUUAGAGAGGGUGCACAGGAUUUGCAAGAAUGCACCAAACAUGAUCAAGAACUUGAGUAAAAACUGCAAGACACUGGGGAACCGAGACCUGCUAGGGAGAAAGCGAACAGUGCAGAGGAAAAGGAAGCUCAUGUUGAAAAUGUGUUUGAGCAGAAACAGAUACAUGCAGAAUUCCAGGACUGUGGAAGAUCCAAAGAGGAAGAAUGAUGGAGACAACACAAAGGAUGGGAAGACUUUACGUAACUGUGAAACUGAGAGGAUAACAUUAAAUACAGAGAUCAUUACGAGAAAUCACAACGCCACAAGGACACAAAUGAAGCGAAUGAAGGGGAAGAAUAAGUUGGAAAUGGAGAAAAAGAGGAUUAAUAAUGUGGUGAGAAAUCAAGGCAACAACAAAGAUAUGAAACAAAUUAUGAAAGAUCUAAAAAGAUAACAGAUGAAGAUCAGGAAUUGGACGAGAAAACUUCUGAGGAAUAUAAUUCCUUGCUGUAAGACAAUAAAGAUGUCCCAAGUGAGUCUUUGAUAUGCUAAAGCCAGUUUAGUUCUUAUAAGAAAAGGGCAAACUCAUCUAAUAGGCAGGUUCGUUAGGAAAGCAUUUGCUUUAUGUACCACUACAGUAAAUUCCAUCAAAUCCAAGAUGGUGAAGUUUUCCCUUUUGAUGAUUUUCUCGCUAGUCACAAAAUAAUAUUACAAACUCUCUGACACUCUACACGCAGGGGUGUCAAACUCCGUUCCUGGAGGGCCACAGCCCUGUAGAGUUUAGCUCCAGCCUUGUACUAACUUGCCUCCUUGUAAUCUUCAAGCACUCCUGAAAACCUUAAAUAGCUGCUUCAGGUGUGUUUAAUUAGGGUUAGAGCUAAACUCUUCUGGACUGUGGCCCUCCAGGAACUGAGUUUGACACCUGUGCUCUACAGUCUCCCAGAGCGACCUGCGGUGAAACCGAUAACGGUUUUACAAGGCACUUGCGCUCUGUAUGUUCCUGGAGACAAAUCCACUCCUAUUUAACUCUAAAAGUAAAGCUGUGCUAGAGCUCAGGGCAGGUCACGGUCCACCAGCAGAACCUUCUCGAUGACCUCAUGGUCGCAAUGCGCAGAGGUGGGUAGUAACGUGCUACAUUUACUCUGUUACAUUUACUUCAUUAAAUUUUGGGGGAAAAAUUUACUUUUAGAGUAGGUUUAAAAGUGGGUGCUUUCUACUCUCACUCAAGUAAAUUUCUAAUGAAAAAAAUUGAAUUUGCUUCGAUACAACGGGCAAUGUUCCUGUCGUUACAUUACGGGGUUUCAUUUUAAUUAAUGCAUAAUUUAUUGAGAGAUUACUGAAUGGGACUUUUACGACAGUGGAUGUUCACACAGCUGCGUGCGCUGUCACAGACGGUCACUCAAGCGGAGUCCAUCACUGCUGCAGCAUCGUGCUCUCUAACCAAGUGAAACACUUUCUUCGCUCCGCACAGUGAAAAUAGAAAAGUUUUGUCAUGCUGUGCCUUCAUUUAACACCAAGACAAGCGGAUAAUUCAAGAUUAAAAUUGCAGCUCCAACGCGGACUUUUCUGCGUCAUGGUGAUUGUCAUUUUCAGGGUGAUUUGGUAAAUAUAGGCUCUUAUGACAUCAGUUUUUAAGUGUACAUUUUAAAAUCACUGCAGCAAUGUAUCAGUGCGCUUUGUCCCGCGUGUCAUGAGCAGUAUUUACGCAUUUACCCCGCGCCCCCGCAGCUACUUCGGGCUGAUUAAGGCAGGGAAACAUCCUUAACAGGUGGAUUUAACUGCCUACUGUAUAAAUCAUCCUAGUUAAGUGUAAAUGCUGAUGGCGUGACUGACAACUGGAGCGUGAACAGACAGCAUUUCUGUGUCAUUUGUUGUUCCAAACCCGUGUGACCUUCUGUAUUCUGUGGAACACAAAAGAUGUUAGACAGAAUGCUAGGGACCGACAGUCUCAGUCAUCAUUCAUUUUCAAAAUAUGGAGAAAAAAAACACAUUCACUGAAAGUAAACAGUGACUCAGGAUAACAUUCUGUCUAAAAUCUCCUUGUUGUGUUGCAUGGAAGAAAGAAAGUCAUACGGGUUUUGGAACAACAUGAUGAUGAAUGCUGACAGAAUUUCCAUUAUUAAUAAUAAUAAUAAUAAUAUUUCUGUAAUACAUGUUAAAUGUGUAUUAUGUAAUGGAGUAUAGGGGAGUUAACGUCCAUUGUGUCAUUUGUGACUCGAGUAUUCUUUUAAUUGUAUACUUUCUUACUCUUACUCAAGUAAUUACUUAUAUUAGUACUUUUACUUCUACUUGAGUAAUUAUAUUUUUUUAAGUAAUUGUACUUUUACCUGAGUACAGUUUUUGGCUACUCUACCCACCUCUAACCAUGCGCCACUUCUGCCAGCCGGGCACGACUUUUAUGUGGGCCAACAGAGUGUGCUCUCAGACCGAGGUGAACUUUACACAAUGUUUCAAGAAGGCUUCCCAAAGCCUUCUUGAAGAUCUUCAUGGCUGUGGCACACUGAAACCAUGUUCACACUUCAGACAAUUGCAAUUAGUUUUACAAACACAACCUUACAAUUGACAGUUAUCAGCAAGCGAGUCAGACCUUAGUCUCAGCCUCAGACGGCACGCUCACAGAUCACCCACAGUCCGUGCACUAACCGUCUGAUGCUUAUAGCACACAAAACUGCAAAACGCUUUCUCAGACAAUCAGCGAAAAUCUGACUGGCUGGUUUGAUGGAACUCCCGCAAGGAGAUGCACACAGAACGUUUUAUCUGUCCGCCUGGAAGCCGAGUUGCGUUCACAAGGUUCCGCGUUGACAGAAUGAGUGCUUUUGAGGAUGAAAAAAAAUCAUAGAAAUUUCCCAAGAUUGCCAGGUUAAUGAUAUCAAAUCUUAAAAGAUAUUCAGAGUUUCGUUUGAGGCACAUAGCUGAAAGUAAAGCUGAUAUCAACGAGCAGAGCUGCAUUUUCUGCUUUGUUUAAACAUAGUCAUAACAUAUGACUGUGAAAUUCUCUCUAAUGAGGUUUUCUGUGCUGUAAUUAGACUACAGAGACUCGUGCACCUUUAUAUAAAUGAUCUAUGUCCCUAUGUUGGUCUUUUAUUAUGGUAUGAUACAUCUCCAAUAACCCCACCCCUUAACACCCCGUAACAACAAAACUGAAUGUGAUUGGGUCGCUUUAGAUUUCAGUUAGAUGGCUUUUCCUGUCUAAAUGGGCAGUUCUUGGCCAACUGAAGCGGCUAUAGACUCCAGAACUAUGCUGCAGUCAAAGGUCUGGCUACGUGAGCCCAGUCAGACCUUAACUUCAGUCAAAGUCAUAAUUUUAAAUAUAAUAAAGAUGGAGGCAUCCAAGACAUCAUCUAGGGCUUUAUUUAACAACUGGAUGCAGAUAGUAGUCGAUUGGUCCAAUUCUAUCUUGCCAACUCUUCAUAUAUCGACAAUGCCACAUGACGACAAAUGUGUCAUACUGAAGGAUGCACAAAGGCUUUUGUUCACACUGCCAGCCAAAAUAUGAUUUUUAGACAUAUCGGACUCAAAUAAAAUAAGUUAUUAGUACUCUGAACAGCAACUCGGUUUUGGCUGAUUUGAUUCGGACGGAUUGAAUAUUUGUCAAAUGACAGUGUGAGCAGUCAUUCCUCAAGAUGUGUUUUGAAAAAAAAAAUCCAACAAAGUCAUGCAGAGAGUUUGUUACUAUAAUACUUUACACAAACAUACAAUAAAACUCAAAUGCAAUUUUACAAAAAUAUUAAAUAAAGUGUGGGCAUGUUACUACAUAAUUAUUAAACAAUUUUUUAAAGAGUUUGGGGAGGAUUGUGAACUCAAGGGUAGCUCUUUUAACUAGAAUAUACAUGUUCUAUUUUAUUGCAUUUCUUCAUUAACAAAUAAAAUGUAGCAAAAUGUUACAACCCCAAUUCCGAAAAAGUUGGGACAGUAUGAAAACUGCUAAUAAAAACAAAAAUAAGUUACAUUCACCCUUUGCUUUAUUGAAAGCACAACAACUACACAUACGAUGUUUUACCGUUUUUAUAUAUAUAUGUAAUUUCAAAUCAGAUGAUUGUAACACGCUCCAAAAAAGCUGAGACAGUCGAGUGUUUACCACUGUGAAACAUCACCAUUUCUUCUAAUAACACUUAUUAAGCAUUUGGGCACUGAAGACACAAGUUUGUUAAGUUUAGAAAGUGGAAUGUUCUCCCAUUCAUCCAUUAUGCAGGUCUUCACCUGUACAAUAGUACGGGGUCUUCAUUGCCGUAUUGUGCGCUUCAUAAUGUGCCACGCAUUCUCAACUGGAGAUGGUCAGGACUGCAGGCAUGCCAAUCUAGCACCCGCACUCUCUGCUCACACAGCCAUGCACUUGAAAUCUGGGCAGUAUGUGGUUUAAAGUCGUCCCUGGAAAAGAUGGUGCUGGAUGGCAGUAUAUGCUGCUCCAAAAUUUGUACAUAUCUGUCUGCAUUAAUGGUGUUCUCACAGAUCUGUGAGUUACCCAUGCCAUGGGCAAUGACACACCCCUGGCCCAUACAGACACUGGCUUUUGGACCUGAUGCUAAUAACAGUUUGGAUUGACCUUUUCCUCUUUGUCCCAGAGAACACAACGGCUGUGUUUUUCAAAAACGUUUUGAAAUGUGGAUCAAAAAACACAGUUCCACUGUUCUGCUUUCCAUCUAAGAUGAGACCGAGUCCAGAGAAGUCAGCAGCGCUUCUGGACAGUGUUGAUGUAUGGCUUCUCCUUUACAUAGUUAAGUCUUAACUUGCAUCUGUGGAUGCAGCGGUGCAUAGUGUUGACUAACAAAGGUUUACUAAAGUAAUCCCAAGCCCAUGUUCAUGAUAUCCGUUACAGAUGAAUGAUGUUUUUUAAGACAGUGACGUCUGAGGGAUCAGAGGUCACGCGCAUUCAGAAGUGGUUUUCGUCUUGCCCUUUACGUGCCGAGAUUUGACCAGAUUUCUUGAAUCUUUUAACUAUAUUGUGCACUGUACAGGGUGAAAUGCCCCAAAUCCUUCCAAUUUGUCUUUGGGGAACAUUGUUCUCAAAGUGCUGGAUUAUUUGCUGAAGCAUCUGUUGGCAAAUUGACAAGUCUCGAAUGAUUCUUGCUCUUGAAGGUCUAGGCUGUUUUUGGAGGCUCCUUAUAUACUAUGACAUGAUUGCCUCACCUGUUUAACAUCAUCUUGUUAUUUCAACUCGUGACAUGUUAUUAGUCUUAAAUGGCCCCUGUCUCAACUUUUUUGGAGCGUGUUGCAAUCAUCUGAUUUGAAAUUAUUGUACAUUUUCAAAAAAACUAUGAAAUUCACAAGGUAAAACAUCAUGUGUCGUUGUAAUUUUUCAAUUUGGCAAAGAGUGAAUAUAAUUUACAAAUCACUCUUUUUUGUUUUUAUUAGCAUUUUUCAUACUGUCCCAACUUUUUCGGAAUUGGGGUUGUAGUACAUAAACAAAGUUUAACAGUAUAAAUGUAAAACACUGAAAACUGUGCUUACCUUGUGGUGAUGUAGCAUGUGUUAUUUCACAGAACUGAACAACAGCUAAAAGAUUACUUUAUUGAUAAAAAGGAGUAAUUAUGCAUAUGGCAUAUGGCAUGAAAAAAAAAGUAUUUUUUUAAGAAUACGUAAAUUUUGUAAUAAAACAUUUGUAACGUCUGUUGUUGUCAAUAAUAAAGUUACAAGCCUGUGUGUAAAGAAAAAAAAAAAAGAGCAAAAUAUUUGUAUUUCCAGAUCAUUUUAUUCAGAAUCUUUGUCAAUGACAUUAUUCAGUACAUUUACUGUGAUAACAAAAUAACUGCCUGUUACUUUCAAAAUGUCUCACGAAGAGUUAAUCAAUAUAAAAUAACAUCUACAUACUUUUAUGCAUGAAAUUAAAAUGACUUUAAAAUAUUGGCACUACCUAGAAUCAUUUUAUACUUUAUAAAUACAAGACAUCCAUAAAUAUAUCUGCAGAUAUUCAAGGGUCUUUGAUACUUUGAAUGUGAUAUGUGACUUCCUGAAGAAACUCAGAGGUGGAUGGAGAUGGGUUUGAAGAUGGUGAAUAUUUAAGGCCAUUAUUGUGAAAGAACCUGUCGUUUGAAAAGCCAUGAGCCCUAAACAUCAACAAACAACACAACCGAACGCACAAACAUGAAAUAAACUAGAAAAAAAAUGCAAGAACAGAGAUAAAGAUUGCAGCACCGAUUCAUUUCUAAGCCAAAAACAAAAGCCCUCUGAGGAACAGUUGAAAUUAAAAAAGCAGGAGGCAUCACGUCAGGAGGUAUUUGUUCCUUUGACACUUGUGUAUACAUGGAAAAAUAUAGCAUGAAUUGCUGGCUUCAUUCCUUUUGAAAAGUUCCUCACUUUUAAAGGUCCCCCUUUCACAAGAGAAAGGAGAGAUGAUCUACUGCUAACGUCCAAACUCUUUAUGAAAGUGAUGCGUUGAGAUACACAAGAUGAAAAUCCACAUUUAGACAAUACAAAAGUGUGACGCCCUCUUUUUCGCAUACACACCGAAACGACAAAUUCAGAUAAAAAAUAAUUUGCGUUCAGACUCUGAAAAACAGAAAACUAAACAUGGACGACUUUCAUUAAAGGGUUAGUUCACCCCAAAAUGAAAAUUCAGUCCUCACCCCUGUGUUGUUAUAACCCUAUAUGACUUUCUUUCUUUUUCUUAACACAAAGGGAGAAAUUGUGGAUAAAUGUUGUGCUCAGUGAUGUCAUACAAUGGCAGUUUAUGGUGACCACCUCUUCAAGCUUCAAAAGAACACAAAAGUAUAAUUCAGAAGUCUAAUAAAUUAUUCCAUGAGACUCAUGAUUGUUAUGAAAGUAUACGAUAAGAUUUGAUGAGAAACAAACUGAAAUCUGAAUGUAUUAUUUAGUGAAAAUGUUCACUGACCGUUGAUCUCCUGUGUGCGUUCAUGAUAGGGCACAAGAGCAACAGUUCACGCAGCGCCCUCGCGACAUUGGGGCGUUCAAGCGAAAACACCUUUUGUUCAUCUAAAAACAGAUCCUUCACAGCAAUAAUGACAACAGAACACAACACAAUUGCACAAAACAGAGAACAGAACUUACUAAACAUGUCUGAAGAGUUUGUUGUUGAAGAAUUGAUGCAUUUCUAUGCCCAGCCUUGUUUUUUUGAGUAUUUGGAAAUCAAACAGAAACAUAGAGGAGCUACAGGCAGCCACAGUCACACCGUGUCCUAACCUGACGGCAAACGACACACGAUAAAAGGUAUAUUUUCUAUGGUAAUCAGAGUUUUUGUCCUAACCAGCAGUGACGAGUGACGGUACAUUCUAUCGAUCACUUGUUUUCUAUUUUCGGCAUCAGGCGGGGAACUCCAUCCACUGUGAACUGGCACCAGUCCAAAAACUCUCUAAAAAAUAAGGCUGGGCAUAGAAAUGCAUCAAUUCUUGGACUACAAACUCUUCAGACAUGUUUAGUAAGUUCUUUGCAGCUGUGUUGUGUUCUGUUGUCACUAUCACUGUGGAGGACCCGUUUUUAAAUAAAACGAGUUUUCACUUGAACGCCCCAAUGUCAUGAGGAGGCUGUGUGAACUGUUGCUCUCGUGCUUGAAGAUGUG
Messenger RNA from Myxocyprinus asiaticus (Chinese sucker), 10067 nucleotides. RefSeq lists its product as uncharacterized. The coding region runs from base 656 to 2569 and encodes 637 amino acids. Gene Ontology annotation, cellular component: cytoplasm; cytosol. Gene Ontology annotation, molecular function: protein-lysine N-methyltransferase activity. The record is from RefSeq and is a predicted model, not a curated record. Lineage: Eukaryota; Metazoa; Chordata; Actinopteri; Cypriniformes; Catostomidae. The transcript is spliced from 7 exons. Gene Ontology annotation, biological process: peptidyl-lysine methylation.